AUGAAAAGACUUGACGUGUUUUCAAUGCAAAUUGUCACAAAAUACUUGGUAAAUUCCACCGACUUUAUUAAUGUUAAACACUUUAAUAUUUGUCAUUUUGUGAAAUACUCAAAAACAGACAGAGAAAAGUAUGGCAACACGAUCCCUCAAAAUGUGUAUUGUAUCGACAACAACUGUUUUGAAGAUUGCGAACAACAAGUGAUAAAGAUCCCAUAUAGUGUCCAAGUUAUUUUAGAUAAUGCUUUUGAAUACGCACACAUCCGAGAAAUUGACAUACCUAACUCGGUAACAUUUCUUGGUGAUAACGUGUUUGAUAGAUGCACUAAUUUAACACAUGUGGCACUUCCGUCUUCACUCAAAUACAUCCCUCCGCUUACUUUCAACAGAUGCGUGUCUUUAAAUAAAGUUGACAUACCGUCAUCUAUCACUGGGUUUGGUUGUGAAUGUUUUGGUCGGGGUUGUGGAAUAGAGUCCAUCGUCGUCACACCAAAUAUUUGUGUUUCAUUUGAUGCAUUUGAAUACUCCAAUUUGAAUCACAUCGAAUUUGUUGGGCAAUCAAUCAUAGCAGAUAAUGUGUGCAACCACUGUUUGUUAUUAAAAAGUGUAAAAAUGGACACAACCGUGAAGAUUAUUGGAAGUUACUCCUUUUAUCAAUGUGAAAAACUUGAAGAAAUUGAUGUCCCGUCAUCACUUCAAAUCAUCGAAAAUUCCGCUUUUAGAAAUUGCACUUCUUUACGUAGAUUUGUAAUUCCACAAGGGCUAUUGUAUAUGGAUUCAUUAGUAUUUUAUAAUUGCUACAAUUUGGAAGAACUGAAUUUUCCAGAAAGCACCAAGUUUUGUGGUAUUGAUACGUUAACCAAUUGCACUAAAUUAAGUGCACUGACACUUCCAAAUUUCAACGGUAAAUUGACAUUUGCGAUCAAUAAAGACGAAGAGCAAAUAGUUAAUAAAUUUGGGUAUACUGCACUUGAUGUUGUUAUAGAUGUUGACGAUGAAUUGAAAACCAAUUUAAAUUGCGAUGAACUUGUGUUGUACAACCUCGAACAUUGUAAAGUGUUUGAUUUUCAUGAGGCAGAAAAAAUUGAUGGGGAAUUUUUCCAAUAUAAUGAUUAUCUCCAAACGGUGUAUUACCCAUCAACACUUGUGGACUUUAAUUUGAGAAGCAUUUAUAAUGAGGCACAAAACCCCGUUGAAAUCUCAGAGAAUUGUUGCAUUAAUAUGUACAAAUAUUUUUCUUAUGAUACAACUCAUAACUUUGUGUUUCCGACAUCCAUCACCAAAAUUGGAAAACACAGCAUUUGGUAUGGAGUUGAAAAUACAUUUAUAGUACCAAGUACUGUUGUUGAAAUAGGCAAGAACACGUUUAGUGAAUAUAAUUAUCUUGAAGAACUUGUCAUACCAAGCAGUGUCACCAAAAUAGGGAAAGGGUUUGUAAGUGGAUGUAGCUUGUUGACAAGUCUUGUGUGUGAAAAUGGCACCUCGUUUGAUUUAAAGAAUAUCACAGAAAGUGACGAUAUCAUAGUACAAAAGUUGACAGAAAACACCACAUUGACCAAAUUAGUUUUUCCAAAUGGAGUCACUUUUGUGUACAAUUAUAUAAUUAAACUCGUUGAUUUAAAAGAACUUUCACUUCCUUCGACACUGAAAAAAGCAGACAAAUACCUGUUUUCUUAUAACAAAAAGUUGACAAAAAUAGAAACCAAUGGAGUUGAUAGAGACAUUUUUGUGGUGAGUUACGAAUGCCAUUUACGACUGAAAGCUCUUGGUUUCAAUUUUAACAACAUUAAAUUAACAGAAGGUGACAUGAAAGAGUUUGGGUAUGUCUGGGAUCCACAAUUGUGUUGGCAAGACGAAAGGUUUGUUGAGCUUCAAAUGGAAAAAUGCAAGUUACACACACCAUUGACACAUAAAACGAACCCCACCUCAGAUACUUAA
Entamoeba invadens IP1 is the source of this 1935-nucleotide messenger RNA. RefSeq lists its product as hypothetical. NCBI's taxonomy places the organism in Eukaryota, Evosea, Mastigamoebida, Endamoebidae. The record is from RefSeq and is a predicted model, not a curated record. Bases 1 to 1935 code for a protein of 644 amino acids. The transcript is spliced from 3 exons.